UUGGAAAAUGGCGGGGAAGCUGAAACCUCUGAAUGUGGAGGCGCCAGAAGCCGCUGAGGAGGCUGAAGGGCAAGCCAAGUCUUUGAAGACUGAAGACUUGCUGGCAAUGGUGAUAAAGCUGCAGAAAGAGGGAAGUCUGGAGCCACAGAUAGAGAACCUGAUUAACCGGAUUAACGAGCUUCAGCAAGCAAAGAAGAAAUCCAGUGAGGAACUGAGAGAGACCCACACUCUCUGGGAGACCCUGCAUAGGGAAUUAGACUCCUUGAAUGGAGAGAAAGUGCACCUAGAGGAGGUCUUGAGCAAAAAGCAAGAGGCACUCAGGAUCCUCCAGAUGCACUGCCAAGAGAAGGAAAGUGAGGCUCAGAGGUUGGAUGUCAAAGGACAGCUGGAGGAUCUGACGGGCCAGCACAAGGACCUAUGGGAAUUCCACAUGCUGGAGCAGCGACUGGCCCGGGAGAUCCGUGCCCUGGAGAGGAGCAAGGAGCAGCUGCUCUCGGAGAGGAGGCUGGUGCGCGCCAAGCUGCGGGACGUGGAGCUGCGGCUGCGCUCGCCGCCUGAGGUCGAGGGCGCCAGGGCGGUGAAUGACGGGCUGAAGGCGGAGCUGGAGAUACUCGGUGAGCAGGUCCAGAGCGCCCCCGAGGUCGGGGCCGGCGAGGGAGAGGCCGGACCUGAGCUCCCCCGCGCCCGCGAUGAGGCGGAUCCGGAGCCGCCAGUGGCUGCCCCUGACGCCCCCUAGGCCAGCAGGACCCGCCCGGUCCCGACCCUCCCUCGCUACCGGCCAAGAAAUAAAGGCGAUAAUUUCCGACC
This is a messenger RNA of Rhinopithecus roxellana (golden snub-nosed monkey), 807 nucleotides long. RefSeq names its product synaptonemal complex central element protein 1 like (gene SYCE1L). The transcript has 11 exons. The record is from RefSeq and is a predicted model, not a curated record. Gene Ontology annotation, cellular component: synaptonemal complex. Gene Ontology annotation, biological process: synaptonemal complex assembly. Bases 8 to 736 code for a protein of 242 amino acids. Lineage: Eukaryota; Metazoa; Chordata; Mammalia; Primates; Cercopithecidae.